CCUGUUUGAGUUCCUGUCCGGAGGAUCACGGAGGAUCACGGAGCUCCGGGUCGUGACGAGGGAGGAUCUGACGCCGGAAAAUACGACUCCUGAAGCGGGGGGCGGGGUGCGGGGAGGCGGGUCCCGCUGGAGCCUGCAGGUCCCUGGGGUGCAGCUUCCUGGAACCCCUGGACGUCUGCUCCAAUGGGACUGUCGCUGUUAAUGCGGUCUCCAUGGAAACGAGGCGUCACGACACGCCAAGAGAGGCACGCGGGACGGUAUAAAAGACGAGACAGAGACAGACCUGAGCACAGCACCGGACCCUGAACACAACACCGGACCCUGAGAUUAGGAACCGAACUUUGCUGAGAUGCUGCACGAGGCCCCUCUGAACCUCCACACCUUCAACAGGUGAGAAAAGAACCCGGAUGAAGCUCCACUUUUCUGAGUUUCGUCACUGACAGGUAGACCAAGAACAUUUACUGUCGAUAAACCCACUGACCUGUGUGUGUGUGUGUGUGUGUGUGUAGUGAUCCAGAUGGAUGUCCGGUGAUGACCCAAAGAUCUUCUCGGUACAAAAUGAAGCUCAGUGACGGUAAGAGAAGAUUAAACUGAACUCAAACAUUUAAAGAAACAGUCCGAGGUUUUUGUUUUUAGAUCAAAUCAAAUUAAAUCAAAAAAUAAAAUAAAUGAUAAAAACAUAAAUCAAUAUGAAAAAAACAACAGUGAUAAUUAUGAAAUAAAAUAACAAUAAUAAAUAAAAAUGACAAAGAUAAGAACAGAACACGAAGAAUUAAAAAUAAAUAACUGGAAAAAAUGAACAUAAAUGUUGAUGAAAAUGAUUUAAAAAUAUAAAACAAUAAGUAAUGAAAAUAAAUGAAAUCACAUGGAUAAAUAGGUCAUUUCAAAUUAAAAACAGAAAAUUGUUUAAACAAGAGAGAAAAGAAUUUAAAUCAUAAGUUUUAAGAUAAAAAUACAAAAACUUAAAUUAAUAUAAUCAAUGAUUAUAUAUUUAUAUAAACAAAAUAAAAAAAUACAUUAAAAAAUAAAAGAAGAAUUUAAAAAUAUAUAACUGGUAAAAAUAAACACAAUUAAAUAAAAAAAUGAAUAAAUAAAUAGAAUUAAAUAAUAGAAGAUAAGAUUAAUAAAGCAUUAAAAAAACAAAAAAUAAAUGAAUAAAAUAAAAUACAUAAAACUAAUGGAAAUUGAUAAAUGUUUGUAUUGCAAUAAACAAUAAAACUUAAAUAUAAAUGAAUAUGAUUUAAAAAAAUACAAUAAGUAAUGAAAAUGAAUGACAUCAAAUAGAUAAAUAAGUCAUUUUUAAACUUAAUACAGAAAAUUGUUUAAACAAAAGAAUUUAAAUACAUAGGAUUUAAGAUAAAAAUACAAUAACUUAAAUUAAUAUAAUCAAGAUUUAAAUAUUCAUAUAAAGAAAAUAAAUAAAUAUAACGUAAUUUAUAAAAAUAAAAGGAAAAAUGAAAAUUGAAUAGAAAUGACUUCAAUUGAAUUUAAAAGGACAGAGCAUGAUAGAAACGUGAAUAUUAAUGAGGUUUAAUCAAUUAGUAAAUAGAUCAUGUUCCUGGGGGGCCGACAGGGGUCCUCAGACCUGGUUUCUCCUCACCCCCUCCUCUCUCUCCUCCCCCCUCAGGGUCUUGGCCCCGGCUCGCCCGUCAGAUCUCCACCAACAGUCGUGAGCGCUGGCGGCAGCAGAACGUUAACGGGGCGUUCGCCGAGCUGCGGCGCCUCAUCCCCACGCACCCCCCCGACAGGAAACUCAGCAAGAACGAGAUCCUGCGCCUGGCCCUCAGGUACAUCAACUUCCUGGAUGGGGUCCUGUUAGACCAGGAGCUCGGCGGCGCCCCCUGGAGCCCAGAGGGGAGUGACGAGCAGGAGGACAGACUGCAGGGGGCGCUGUCACCAAACUCCAGCUGUGAGAGUGAUGGAGACUCUGACUGUGGAGGAUCUCUACACCUGAGCUUCACCUGAGUACAGGUGGACCAGCAGGACCAGGACUGUGGUUCUGGUCCACAGUGUUGGCUCCAGAAGAGUCCGGGAUUGUCGAAAACAGUUUGGUCCUUCAAAAACACAUGUUGAUGUUUCGGAGGUCAAAGGUCAUGUGAUAUUCACAUUUAUCAGACUCCAGUGAGUCUGUACGUUUCUGCUUUAGUUCCACCAGAGAAGAAGAACUCAUGGUUACUCGUCCAGCAGAAGAAGAAGAAGAAGAAGAAGAAUGUGAAUGUCGGUUUUUUUUUACGGCAGAUUAAUGUGACGAGUUAAUUUUGAUCUUCUCUGAGGGAAAAUGAGACGAUGCUGUGUGUGUGUGUGUGUGUGUGUGUGUGUGUGUGUGUUUUAGAGUGUGUAUCUGCGCUCUCAGCAGGUGGAUCAGUAACCAGAUUCAGUUUCUUUGAAUUUAAAGGAACAGUUGGUGAUGUUUGGAGGAAAUGUUUGUCUCUCUGAUCAUUUUUAUCAUGAGCACAAAUGUUUGUGUCCUGAUGAAAAAUAAAAGUAUUUUAAAAUGUCCUCAACUUAAUCGUACUGUACAAUGACUUUGUUUUCAUUAUAGAAUAUGAAAAUUUUCUUCAAAAUAAAAUUUGAAAUUUUAACAAACAA
Molecule: messenger RNA, 2589 nt
Organism: Xyrichtys novacula (pearly razorfish)
Lineage: Eukaryota; Metazoa; Chordata; Actinopteri; Labriformes; Labridae
Source: the annotation of a GenBank genome assembly